AUCAUCUCGCGACUUCAACGAAAAGCAAGGGCAUGAUGAAUUGCUAUGUCGCUAAAGAUUCAUAACAACCUGCAUUGGUAAUCUUAGCACAAACCAAAGACAGGCUAAAUCUUUAAGAGGAGAGUCGAUGGUGUAGAAAGAAAAUUAUAAUUCUUACAGUUGUGGUUUGGAAACUGACUUUCUCCAUAUCCUCUAAUCGAAGACAAAAUGAUUUCUUUUACAGGUUUUUAUUUAAAAUCCUGUGAGGUACUUUUCAAGUAUGACGUCAAGUCGUAGCUGAUCUAUUUAUAGCUCUGUUAACGCAUGAUGCAACGAUGAUGAAAUCGAUGUAAACAAACCAAAAUUAGAAAUUGGAAGAGUUUAUGGUAAUCCGUGCUAUAGCUUUCAUCAUUCUUUAACGACACAGAGCCAGCAAAACAUGUCUACCAUAAUAUCAAUUUUUCAUCGACGAAAGAAACGAAAUUGUUUUCCACAUGGGCAUAGCGGUACGGAACGGCCAAAUUGUACGAAAAACGCAAACUCAUAAUCGAAGCCAUGUUUCUCGAAAAGCGAGUUACAGCUCCAUCGAGGAUCCUCUCCUUGAAGACGCUCAAAUGUACAUUGGAGAAAACUUCACCGUCAAAUACGGAAAUAUUUUUAAUCUUCGCCGUAAAGUUUGCACGGAGACACAUUCUGGCGUGGUAUUCACCGAACUCAAACAACUGAAACCGGUGUCGCAAAUGUCCUUGUCAACAGGAGCUAAACGAAUGUCAACAUCUCCCAACGCCGGGGGGAGCUCAGAAAAGAGUGAAAUUCUCAGUUUUGAGCUUCUUCGGCGCUGUUUUGGAGCCGAUCUGCACAAAACCGAAAUGGAAGUGCAAUAUUUUCCCGAAGGUGGCUCCAUAACCGAUUACACGUGUAUGAUGUUCAGAACAAAAGUAGGUGUCUCUGUCACAAGGGCUAUGAAAUAUCAUGGAGAUUUCACGGUAGAAGACGCUCAGAGAAUGCUUAACAAAAAGCUUACUGGAGUCCUUAAGUCUACGAAAAACACCAUGGAAAAUUGGAGCAAGCAGAUUUUGCACGUCUGGGCUACCUCUCUGGCAGCCUCUGUCCUAAUUGCUGAAGCGUAUAAUUUAAUACCCAAGGACUUGAAAUCAAACACUGUUGUUUUAGUUACAGUGACGGAAAAUAACGAAGUUUUUUCAAACUAAUAUGUUCAGGUUCGAUUUGAAAGGUGUCGAUAUUUUGUAAAUAAUCUUUUUAUAGGAUUGAACCGGUGUGUACAACUGUUUUUAUAAACUGUAAAUAUUAUGAGUACAGCAUGUGAUGAUAAAAUGAAUUAAUGUCCAUUUUGCAUGUGGAACAAGGAAACUCUUUGGUCAAAAACGGCUCAUACCUAUAAAAGGAGGAAAAUAAAAAUUCAUCAAUUAAAUUCAA
Molecule: messenger RNA, 1416 nt
Organism: Stylophora pistillata
Lineage: Eukaryota; Metazoa; Cnidaria; Anthozoa; Scleractinia; Pocilloporidae
Product: AAC-rich mRNA AAC4 protein
Source: RefSeq, a predicted model, not a curated record